This is a messenger RNA of Hypoxylon fragiforme, 2652 nucleotides long. RefSeq names its product glutamine synthetase/guanido kinase. NCBI's taxonomy places the organism in Eukaryota, Fungi, Ascomycota, Sordariomycetes, Xylariales, Hypoxylaceae. The transcript has a single exon. Gene Ontology annotation, molecular function: glutamine synthetase activity; hydrolase activity. Bases 185 to 2539 code for a protein of 784 amino acids. The record is from RefSeq and is a predicted model, not a curated record.
UGACUCCAAGACUGGCUUAUCUCACAUUGCCAUCACCAAUGAAUUAUCUCAAGUUCUUGGCUGUGAACAGACGUGGGAUGCUGUCGAGGCUGCGGUCCAGCACAAGAGGCUCGCUUCACACAAAGGAUGGGUCACCAGCUGCCUUGAGGGCGUCGAUGCCAUCCUCUUAGACGAUGGACUGGACAUGCCCGGCCAAGCCGAGGACCACAUCUGGCACAGCAAAUUCACGACGAGUGAGUGCAAGCGUAUUGUCAGAAUUGAAACAGUAGCAUCGGAUAUCAUUGCACAACUUUCCAACUUUCCACAUGAUUCACCAACACGAAGCACAACCGAGCCUAAUAUACUAUCCUGGUUUACGGUCCAUUUCGUGCUCAAGAUUAGGGAAGUUCUACUACGUAGCCCCGACAUCGUUGGGUUCAAGUCCAUUGUUUGCUACCGGCGUGGCUUGGACAUCCCACGGUGGGAUGAACUCAAUGAGAAGGACGUGGAGAUGGAUCUUCAAAAGAUCAUAGAUGCCGGCGUGAAGCCCGGCACUGAGUUCCUUGGACAUAACCUUAACAAGAGAUUGGAACACACCACUCUGAAUUACUGGAUUGUGCACAAGGUCGCACAGCUCAUCCGCAACAUUCCAGAAGCCAGUAAGCCAAUUCAGUUCCACACAGGCCUCGGCGACAAUGAUAUCACUCUCACCAAGUCAUCGCCAUCUCACCUGCAAACCUUCAUUCGCGAGUACCCCACGGUCCCCAUCGUCCUGCUCCACGCCGGCUACCCCUGGACCCGAGAGAUGGCGUACCUAGCCGCGAUGUACUCCAACGUCUACGCUGACAUCAGCGAGGUGUUCUUCUGCAUCAGCCGCCAAGGGCAGGAGAGCGUACUCAAGCAGAUGCUUGAACUCUGUCCGUGGUCCAAGAUCCUAUGCAGCACGGACGGCAACACCGUCCCCGAAUCGUACCUGGUCGCCCAGCGGCAGCUUCGCGCAAGCAUGAAAACGGUGCUUGGAGAAAUGGUGCAGAGACAGCACCUCAACGAGGCACAGGCAGUGGAGCUCGUGCAAGCCAUCCUAUUUUCGAACGCAAAGAAAUUGUACUCCCUCACCAGCAGGUCCGACCUCUCCACCUUUACCCCCUCGGUUCCGACGCAGGGGGGGCCCAUCACCAUCCCCCAAGCCAUCGAGCCCACGACGCGCUUCGGCCCGGUGAUCCAGCGGCUGCAGCAGCUGAACGCGAAGUUCCUGCGCGUGUACUUCCACGACUACACGAGCAGCACCAGGAUGCGGCUGAUCCCCAUCAACCAAGUAUACCGCUCCCUUGCGCGCGGGGAACCCUUCACCCUCAGCCUGUCCAAAGUUGUCUUCGGUCUGCUGCAAACGGACCUGCUGAUCCCGCAGAUCAACGCGUCGGGCACCUACGUCUUCCACCCGGACUGGACCACGCUGUUCGCCGGCCCCGUCGCAGGACACGUCAGCUGCUUCGGCAACUUCCGCAACGAGGAGGAUGGCUCGGCGCAGGUGCUGUGCCCGCGCACGCUACUAGCGCAGACCGUAUCGCGCGCUGCGGAACAGGGCCUAACCUUCUUAUUCGGCUUCGAGAUCGAGUUCAUCGUGCUAGAAAGAACCGAAGAGCCAGUGAAUAACCCGACGCCGCGGGAAAAGUACCGGAUGCUGACCAACGACGGACACGCGGCGUGGAUGGCGCGGUCGCUGGCGGACUGGGGGCGUGAGGGUAGCUUCUCCACCGCCGUGGGCGAGAUCCUCGAGAAGCUCGACGAGGCCGGGAUCCCGGUCGACCAGUUCCACGCGGAAAGCGCGCCGGGGCAGUACGAGCUCGUGCUCUCCGCACUGCCCCCCUUAGCCGCGUGCGACAACAUGCUGUACGCACGCCAGAUCCUCGAGACCGUCGCCGGGCGCCACGGGUUCCGCGUAACCCUGCACCCGAAGCCGUUCCCGAACGUGUGCGGCUCCGCCUCGCACAUCCACCUCUCCAUCUCCUCCCCCGGCGGCGACAACACAUCUUUGUACGAAUCCUUCUACGCGGGCGUCCUCUCGCACAUGCGCGCCAUCAUCGCCCUCGCAUACAGCAACCCGACAAGCUGGGCGCGCAUGCUCGACAGCUGCUGGGCGGGCGGGCGGUGGGUGAUGUGGGGCACGGAGAACAAGGAGGCCGCGCUGCGCAAGAUCAAACACAGCCACUGGGAAGUCAAGACCGUCGACGGCCUCGCGAACCCGUACUUCGUUGUCGCGGCGCUGAUCGCCGCGGGCAUCGACGGCGUGCAGAAGAAAGCCAAGCUGGCCAUAUCCGACUGCGCCCUCGACCCGGCGACGCUGAGCGCCGCGCAGAGAAAGGAGUUUGGGAUUGCCGAGAUGCUCCCCGCGGACCUGCCGGAGGCGCUGGCGGCGUUGAAGGAGGAUACGGCGUUGGCAGAGCUGCUGCAUCCGGACUUCGUGCAGCGGUAUGUCGAUGUCAAGGAGGCGGAGAACGAUAAGAUACUCAAGUACUUGUCGCCGGGGGAUCUGAGGGAGUGGGUGUUGGAGAGGUACUAAUUAGUUAGGUCGGAUCGGGUUUUCGUGCUUGAUGCUCACGAGAUGGCUAGGUUAGAUAGGUGGUGCUUUUGCCUAGGUUACUUGCUGGAUAGAUAGAUAGAUAGAUAGAUAGA